Messenger RNA from Gryllus bimaculatus (two-spotted cricket), 1303 nucleotides. The record is from the annotation of a GenBank genome assembly. NCBI's taxonomy places the organism in Eukaryota, Metazoa, Arthropoda, Insecta, Orthoptera, Gryllidae.
AUGGUAGUGACUGCGCCGGUGGCGGCAGCGAAGGCGCAGGCGGCGGUUGGGGGCUCCCGCGCGGCCGCCCUAAAUAAUCCAGUGGACGCGGGCAGAAGGCGGAGCUUCCGCGUCACGUGUUCCAAUCCGCGACGAUAUUACUCCUUAUUAGGCCGCGCGCGGACGUGCGUCGCACUUGGCGGCGAGAGCCAGCGCGUGACGGCAGUCCAGCGGGACGCAAUGAGGCUGCAACAGCGGCGGCAGCCGAUGAUCGGACGAGUUCGGAGACGACAGGCGGACGAAGGGUUGUGGAAGGUCCCUUCAACUGCUCAGGCCCACGAGUAUUGAUCCACUGAAUAGCUACUAGCGAUAAUUAUUAAAGAGAAAUUGUGGAAGCUGCACAGCUGGUAAACCGGUGAACUCCGAGAGAUUGGUUUGUCCACCUCGAAUUCUAAAUAAAAUGAUCGGUGAUCGAACCCUACGAUGGAAGUAGUAAACACUAAUCACUACGUCUCGAAUCUUCCUGGUGUUGGCGGCAGAAAAUAGUGUGAAUUGUUGGUGAGGAGUGGUAGUAGAAGUGGCGAUCGUGAUGAUGAAUUCAGCUGUGUGAUUAAAGGGUACUAGUGAAAUUGAUAUAAUGCUAUUUGUGAAAGUAAUGAUAAUGAAGGUUGAGCAGGUGGCAAUGAUCCUAAGGACACAUAACAAUGAGGGAGAUGGAAUGUGCAGUGGUGACAGAAACACCUUACUUGCCCCAAAGCUGCACUAAUUCAUUGUCCGAAUGUUGGUGAUGAUCUGUAAUCGAUAGGGAUAGCGAUGGUUGAGUUUGUAAUCGUAGAAAUAAUUUGUGGUACUAUAAUACCGCUUACUUUCUGGCCCGUACUUUCAUGCAAAAUUACGUUAAAGUACUCAAAUUUUCGGAAAAUGAACCUGACUUUAUUUCAAAACCUAUCUUUAAGGAAUAGAUUUCAAUAAGGGAAAAAUCUCUCUUCAUAAUCGUAGUUGUGAGAAGACGCCGAAAACAUGUUUAUUUUUUUCUAAUUUUCCAAAACCCAGAGGUGUGAUUUUUCAGUGUUUGUGAUUUAACCAUGAUAAACACUCAUAACGUUUUGAGAGAUCUUUCUGAUAUAUAACUGAAAUAAUUAACGCUUCUUUAAUAGAUAAUUUUUAACAAGGAAAUCAACAAUUUUAAAAUUUAGUAUAAACUAUUGUCAAUAUUAAAAUAAUAAUCCUAUUACAUUUCAGGUACUACCUUUAAUGACCUUGAGGUAAGAAAUGAACAGCAUUGAACUGGUUUAUCGAAUGUCAUAUUUUUGAAGGAUUAAAA